AACACACACGGCACCACAUGAUUCUCACUGUACUGAGUUCACUUUUCACUUUAACAUGGGCUGAUGUUGGCGCCAACGGCUACUACGAAACUCAUGUCAAUGAACCAGCUGUCGGUCACCACCAGCGAAACGCGCUCCGGUUGCAGGCUUACAAGUGGCCCAACGGUGUGGUUCCGUAUCUAUUUGCCGAUAGUUGCGACCAGCAGUACCGAUCAGCCGUCCUUGAUGCGAUGAACGUCCUUCAUCAAGCCACCUGUGUUCACUUCAUUCCGAAGACCACGGAACAGAUCGAGCACAUACAGUUUGGCAAGUCUGAACUGGGCUGCGGAUCGAACAUUGGAUACCGGCCAGAUCAACGUGAUCCACUGGAGGUGCUACUGGAUGACUUCUGCGUUGGCUUACCGGGCGCCAUACAGCAUGAACUUCUACAUGUCCUGGGGCUGUUCCAUGAGCAUACCCGACCCGACAGGGACGAUUACGUUGAGGUGCUGUGGGAUAACAUCGAACCAGAGUUCCGUCGAAACUUUAUCAAGGGUACAUGGGACUACAUGGAAACGUUCGGAUUACCAUAUGAUUUCGGCAGUGUGAUGCACUAUCCGUCGUAUGCCUUUGCAAGGCCAGGUACUACUGAGACUAUGGUCUCCAAAGACAACCGUACUGCUCAGCUUGGACAAACUGAUGGGGCAAGCGAGUUGGAUCUGGAGAAAGUCAGGCGAAUGUAUAAGUGUGAUGGGGUGUCAUCUGGCAUUUCAUUAUGAACAGUUAAGUUAUGUUGCAUGAUUUAUUGGUGCCUAUCGUAUAGGAGGAAUGCAUUAAGACAUAUAUGUAUACAUAAUAUAUUAUAUAAAUCGAUUAAAAUUACCGUACGGAUCUGUGUAUAAUUUGAAGUAA
Molecule: messenger RNA, 891 nt
Organism: Armigeres subalbatus
Lineage: Eukaryota; Metazoa; Arthropoda; Insecta; Diptera; Culicidae
Product: zinc metalloproteinase nas-14-like
Exons: 2
Coding region: 18-758 (246 amino acids)
Biological process (GO): proteolysis
Molecular function (GO): zinc ion binding; metalloendopeptidase activity
Source: RefSeq, a predicted model, not a curated record